Molecule: messenger RNA, 868 nt
Organism: Drosophila pseudoobscura
Lineage: Eukaryota; Metazoa; Arthropoda; Insecta; Diptera; Drosophilidae
Product: glutathione S-transferase theta-1-like
Exons: 5
Coding region: 82-768 (228 amino acids)
Biological process (GO): glutathione metabolic process
Cellular component (GO): cytoplasm
Molecular function (GO): glutathione transferase activity
Source: RefSeq, a predicted model, not a curated record
UUUUCAGCGUCUUAUCAGCUGGUGGCCGAAAGCAGAGAGACUUGUUGCGCGGAUUAUAAACAAUAUCGGUGAAUAUUCAAUAUGCCCAAGCCAAUACAGCUAUAUUACGAUUUCCUGUCGCCCCCUUCCCGUGCCCUUUGGAUUGCACUGAAGUGGGGCAGGACCCCUUUCGAAGAUUGCCCCAUUGCCCUGCGUAAAUUCGAGCAGUUGACGGAUGAAUACAAGAAUAUAAAUCGUUUUCAGAAGGUCCCAGCCAUAGUGGACGGAAACUUUCAUUUGGCCGAAACUGUGGCAAUUGUGCGUUAUCUCUCAGACAAAGGUCAAUUCAGCAACCAGCUAUAUCCCAGGUCUGUGGAGGAACGGGCCCGUGUUGAUGAAUAUCUGGAGUGGCAGCAUUUGAACAUUCGAUUGGCCUGCUCAGUUUUCUUCCGCGAAGCCUGGCUUUUUCCCAUAAAUGGUCUUGCCCCAGUGCCAAAACCAGAGCAGAUUCAACAGCUCAUAAAAGACGUGGAAAUCAAUUUGGGCCUCUUGGAGGUUCUAUGGCUGGAAAAGGACUACCUGAUUGGGGAUCAUUUGACUCUGGCUGACCUUUUUGGUGCUACCGAAAUCAAUCAAAUUAAGCUUUGCCAAUAUAAUGUGAAUGAGAAACAAUUUCCGAAGGUAGCCAAGUGGCUGGAACGUGUCCGUAAUGCUACUAAUCCUUACCACGACGAAGCCCUUACUUUUGUGUACAAAAAGGCCAAACAGGCGGCUUCCGCCAAGUUGUGAGACUGAAUAUUUUCAAUGUAUUUAUAUACCUACAUUUGUAUGUAUUAAAAGUUUUUCGUGAAGAUUCUUUUUCAAAUAUAAAAUAUGUAUACCUUGCGUG